AAACAACACUAUAAGUUAUCGAUUUCCUGUUAGGUCUCAGAACAACACAAGUCAAAUUAAGUGGAGAUAGACAGUUAAAGAAGGAUAUAGUCAUUAAAAAGGUAAAAACAAUGGCAGACACAGUACAGACUUCCGAAUAUGGAGCUGGUGGUGUACCCAAAGGAGCAAAAACACACGAAUAUUACAGAGUACAAGAUAUACCUGCCCGCUUUGAUAAUCCAGAUUGGUUCCAAGGUUAUGGUGGAAAACAACAGCAUCCCAUGUACAGAACUACUUCCGCAUCAGCCUAUGGGUCCAGAGCACCAUCAGUUCAUACCUUACCAACAACUUUCCAUGGAAAAUCACAACAAUUCUCAGAAAAAUUAGGCAAAUGUGGCAUGUACAGAAAUCAUUCAUUAAACACAGCUAAAGAUCAAAGUCCUGUGUGAAACAGAAAUUUUAUGAUGGGACUUUAUAAAGACAAUAUAUGGAACGAUCGACAAUGUUGCUGAUAGAAUCAGGAGUAGUCAUUGGCAGGUUAUAUGUUAGCUGCUCAUUGAGAUUCAACAUUCUAACUACAAUUUAUGUUUUAUGUUAAUAAGUGUAUUUAUAUAAACUGUGAUGUUUUAAAGUUAACUAUACCGAAUAAAGAUAUUCAAUUAUA
Messenger RNA from Lottia gigantea (owl limpet), 643 nucleotides. RefSeq lists its product as hypothetical. The transcript has 2 exons. Gene Ontology annotation, biological process: axoneme assembly. Bases 111 to 428 code for a protein of 105 amino acids. The record is from RefSeq and is a predicted model, not a curated record. Gene Ontology annotation, cellular component: axonemal microtubule. Lineage: Eukaryota; Metazoa; Mollusca; Gastropoda; Lottiidae.